Molecule: messenger RNA, 2692 nt
Organism: Annulohypoxylon maeteangense
Lineage: Eukaryota; Fungi; Ascomycota; Sordariomycetes; Xylariales; Hypoxylaceae
Product: putative allantoate permease
Exons: 3
Coding region: 506-2125 (539 amino acids)
Biological process (GO): allantoate transport; tripeptide transport; dipeptide transport
Cellular component (GO): plasma membrane
Molecular function (GO): allantoate transmembrane transporter activity; dipeptide transmembrane transporter activity
Source: RefSeq, a predicted model, not a curated record
CAUCAAUCGAAGAACAAGAAUGCAUAGGUAGUCGCUACGAAUACUCUACGACGAUACCGAUAUAGUGUGGAAACUUAUCGAAGCCUUUUAUUCUUGUUCUUGAAUUUUCAACAGCCCAGCCCGCUAGUGUCUAGGUCUCCCCCAUCGGUUAGUGCACCUGUAGCAGAUAUCCAUGCUAUAAAUUGGUAAACAUCGAAACAUCGCACUCUACCCUCUGGGCACUUAUUCAUCGAUAUUACUAUCAAGAUGAUACAGCCUUGAGCCUUAAGUACUAUGUAAACCUACCUGCUUAUACUAUGCAGUAUUUAGGUCGGUUCAUAGGAACGCGUAUGACCUAUCGUUCUUAGCUUAGGAAGACGUUAUCGGGACCAGAUACCUCUGCAUUUAAUAACGCCGGGAAUGGCCGAUCAGAAUCGACUUCGGAAACGAACCCGAUGAUUCGCUAAAGAUUACCAUCCCGGUCCUCACUAGUAGGUAGGCCGAUAUCUACUAUAGUACAAAGACUAUGGAAUUACCACACGACGAGGAGCCGUUGCUUCGAACUGCUCAUCCAGAGUCAAGUCGCUGUCAAAAUUAUUCCACUAUGACUUCUGCAGAGGAGAUCCCGGUAGCCGCCGUGUCUAACGGUGCCGGCGACGAUGUAGUUGGUAAUAUCGAUAAGAAUGAAGCUCGUCGUAUAUUACGGCGCAUCGAUUGGCGCAUCAUGCCGCUUCUCUUUCUUACCUACGCCCUGAAUUUCAUGGAUAAGACUAUUUUAUCCAGCGCCGCAGUGUUUGGUCUAAGGCAGGAUACUCAUCUCAAAGGGUCGAAUUACUCUUGGGUCUCUAGCGUCUUCUACUUUGGCUACUUUCUUUGGGCUUAUCCCACCACUCUGUUGAUCGCUCGCCUGCCGAUCGCUAAAUAUCUAGCUGUCAACGCUUUUGUCUGGGGUGCGGUAGUCGCCUUGACGGCCGCUUGCACCAACUUCGGUGGUCUCAUCACGGUGAGGUUCUUCCUCGGCGUUGCUGAAGCGACCGUCUCCCCAGCUUUGAUGUUCAUCACAUCUACGUGGUAUACCCGAGACGAGAUCCCAACGAGGACUGGCAUCUGGUUUGCGGGGAAUUCUGUCGGCGGCAUCGUCUCAUCACUCCUUGCUUAUGGACUUGGUCACAUCACCGAUAACGUCCAUCCGUGGCGUUGGAUGUUCAUCGUCCUCGGUAUUGCAACGUUCCUACUCGGAUUUGGAGUACUCUUUCUACUGCCGGACACAAUUUCGAACGCUUCGUUUCUGACGCCUCAAGAACGGCAAUGGGCUGGCGACAGGGUUGUAAUAGCCGGUACAGGUCGCACGGAGAAAACUACCUGGAAAUGGGAUCAGACCGUGGAGUGUCUACAAGAUCCCAAGACGUGGUUGAUCUGGUCUAUCGCGUUACUCUGCCAAAUCCCUAACGGCGGUACUCAGAAUUUCGCCAACUUAGUAAUCACCUCGUUUGGAUUUACGUCGCUUCAGUCAACACUUAUUAAUAUUCCCUAUUCUUUGAUUUCCGUCAUGGCAAUUUCCGGAACCGGGUGGCUAGCCGGACAUUUCCGGUCGCUGAAUUGUAUCCUCAUCGGUCUGAUCGUUAUCCCGCCCGUUGUCGGCUCUGCGCUGAUCGGGAAACGAGGCUCGAUCCCUCACGGCGCUUCCCUAUUCGGAUAUUUUCUUCUAUCUACGGGACCGGCAGCGCUGCCCCUGCUUCUGUCCCUUAUCCAAUCUAAUUAUCGCGGCGUCACGAAGAAGAUGACAAUGACGGCAAUGUUAUUUAUUGCUUAUUGUACUGGAAAUAUUGUCGGCCCUCAACUAUUCAAAUCUACCGAGGAACCUACCUACGACACGGCAUUCCGCGCUAUCAUGAUCUGCUAUGCCUUAGUAGUAUGUCUCGCCGCGGUCCUUAGGCUUUAUCUACAGUUUGUCAAUACGCGAAGACAACGAGAGGAGGGAAUCGAAGGAAGCGCCGGAGCGUCAGGUGCAGUUGGAGGUGGUAAGGUAGUCGACGUUGUCGAUUCCCGUAACGUGACCGAGGCUGUGAACGAAGUCCAACUUAGACCGGAGGAUUACGAGGAUGUGUCGGAUUGGAAAACUUUCGGUUUCCGCUAUAGGCUCUAGGAAUUUGGUUAUCCAUCGGAUCCAUGGAUUCCGCCGAGGACGAAAACGAUUCUAAUGAGCAUACCUACCUAUUGUACAAUCUAGGCACAGAAAUUCUGAACAUGCCCAUCGGCAACACGUUCUUUCUGCUCUAACUGCUCCAACCCCGGAAGUUUCCAAUGUCAGUAACAAGUAUCUACUCAGGUGUCUACCAAGGUAUAUACUAGAUACUAGUUACUCGAUAUAGAGAAACGACUUUCAAGGUUGAUCUUUAACUCCAUCUGUACAGACACUGGAUUGGACCUCUACGAUUUGCAACUGGCAUCUAACGCCACCAUUUCCGCCACAUAGAAUCCCAUAGAAAUCUACAGAAACCCCCUACCUCCAGAACCACGUCAUUAACCCUCAUCGAUCUAAUCACGAAAAAACGUGUCCAGAAUAGGACACGGUCUGAUAAAUGACCUAGCAGCCCAUCAUGUCUUUCCCAGACUCUGAUUCGCGAGAUCUCCGGCAUCAUAAUUCCAAUUCUAAUAUUGUCAUACCGAUCACACCCUACCCAAGAUACGAAGGAGGCUCAAGGUAAGCUUA